Messenger RNA from Arachis ipaensis, 3061 nucleotides. The record is from RefSeq and is a predicted model, not a curated record. NCBI's taxonomy places the organism in Eukaryota, Viridiplantae, Streptophyta, Magnoliopsida, Fabales, Fabaceae.
UCAGGUGCCACACAAAAUUCGCUUAGCCUUUUACAGCCACGCUGUUUCACUCAUCUCUCUCUCUCUCUCUAACAACCUUUCUCAAGCUCCCCCAGUGGAAACAAUAUUAGCAGCUAAAAAGGUGCUACACAUUCAUUCGUCGCCACUGAUUGAGAUAUUGUCAUAGAUUUUGCAAUGCACCGUGUGGGUAGUUCUGGUAACACAGCAAACAACUCAACUCGCCCUAGAAAGGAGAAAAGAUUAACUUAUAUUUUGAAUGAUGCUGAUGAUACAAAGCAUUGUGCAGGCAUAAAUUGUUUGGUUGUACUCAAGUCUGCAGUCUCUGAUGUGUCCGAUUAUCUCUUCACUGGGAGCCGUGAUGGCAAGCUAAAACGAUGGUCACUAGGUGAUGAUGCCGCGACGUGCUCUGCUACUUUUGAAUCUCAUGUUGAUUGGGUUAAUGAUGUAGUUCUUGUGGGAGAUGGUACACUUGUUUCUUGUUCAUCAGAUACUACCCUUAAGACAUGGAAUGCCUUGUCCAAUGGAGUUUGUAAUAGGACACACUGCCAACACUCAGAUUAUGUUACUUGCCUUGCAGCGGCUGAAAAAAAUAGCAAUAUCAUUGCCUCUGGUGGCCUUGGUGGGGAGGUAUUUAUAUGGGAUCUUGAAGCUGCACUUGCUUCAAAGUGCAAUGAUAUUAUGGAUGAUGAAAAUUCAAAUGUUAUCAAUGGUUCUGGCAACUCAAAAUCUACUACAGCCUUACGAAGCAGCAGCUCAAGUAACAGUAUAUCCUUGCACAGUACUCAAACUGAAGGAUACAUUCCAAUUGCUGCAAAAGGCCACAAGGAGUCUGUUUAUGCUUUGGCAAUGAAUGAAGUUGGAACCCUUCUUGUCUCUGGUGGCACAGAAAAGGUUGUCCGUCUGUGGGACCCAAGAUCCGGAUCAAAAACUUUGAAGCUAAAAGGACAUACAGAUAACAUCAGGGCUCUUCUUCUGGAUCCUACUGGGAGCAUUCAUCAUGGCAGGUUCUGUAUAUCAGGAUCUUCAGACUCUAUGAUAAGGCUUUGGGAUCUUGGUCAGCAGCGUUGUAUCCACUCUUAUGCAGUUCAUACAGAUUCUGUCUGGGCUCUUGCCAGCACUCCUUCAUUUAGUCAUGUUUAUAGUGGUGGUAGAGACUUUUCAUUAUACAUUACAGACUUGCAAAUGAGGGAAAGUGUUUUGCUUUGUACAGGCAAACACCCCAUACUUCAGUUAGCUUUGCAUGAUGAUAGCAUAUGGGUUGCAUCAACUGAUUCUUCUGUUCAUAGAUGGCCUGCUGAAGGGCGCAACCCUCAAAAGAUUUUCGAAAGUGGCAAUUCUUUCUUAGCUGGAAAUUUGUCCUUUUCGAGAGCGAGGGUGUCACUAGAAGGAUCUACUCCUGUUCCUGCAUAUAAAGAACCAACCUUGACUAUUCCUGGUAUCCCUGCUAUAAUACAGCAUGAAGUUUUAAAUAAUAAGAGGCAUGUCCUGACAAAGGAUUCCUCGGGUUCAGUGAAAUUGUGCGAAAUUACUAAAGGUGUUGUUAUUGAAGAUUUUGGGAAGGUUUCAUUGGAGGAGAAAAAGGAAGAGCUGUUUGAGAUGGUUAACAUUCCUGCAUGGUUCACAGUGGAUACCAGGCUUGGAAGUUUGUCUGUGCAUUUGGACACUCCUCAAUGCUUUUCUGCAGAGAUGUAUUCCGCUGACCUUAAUAUUUUAGGCAAGCCUGAAGAGGAUAAGGUUAACUUGGCUCGUGAAACCCUCAAAGGUCUCUUUGCUCAGUGGUUGAUAGAACAAAAGAAAAGAACAGGAAGCCCAGCUUCUGCUAAUGGAGAUUUGAAGGAUAUUGCUACUAAAUGUCAUGCUCAUUCAGGAGUUGAGGUUGAUGGUAGUUCUGAGAAUGAUGCUAUGGUUUAUCCUCCGUUUGAAUUCUCAGUUAUUUCCCCUCCUUCCAUUGUUACGGAGGGAACUCAUGGAGUUCCAUGGAGAAAGAAAAUGACCGACUUAGAUGGAACUGAGGAUGAGAAAGACUUGCCUCUGUGGUGUUUGGAUUGUUUAUUGAAUAACCGACUACCUCCUAGAGAAAAUACUAAAUGCAGUUUCUUUUUGCAUCCAUGUGAUGGUUCAAUUGCUCAGAUCCUCACUCAAGGGAAGCUAAGUGCUCCACGAAUAUUAAGAGUUCAUAAAGUUGUUACUUAUGUUUUAGAAAAGCUGGUGCUUGACAAACCACUUGAUAAUGGGAAUGCUGAUGGAAAUGUUGCCCCUGGACUUGCUGGGUCACAGAUACAGCACCAAGCAGUUCGGGAGGGACCUACUCGAUCUGGAUCCAAGUCCUGGCAAAAGAUUAGGCCUUCUAUUGAAAUUUUGUGUAACAAUCAGAUAUUGCCUCCUGAAAUGAGCUUAGCUACAGUAAAAACUUACAUAUGGAAAAGACAAGAUGACCUAGUCCUAAAUUACAGAGUGGUUCAAGGAAGGUGACAGCAAAUUGCACUUUUCAGAGCUUUUCUCGCUAUUGUGUAAACUACUUCUGAGCAUUGAUUCUUCUUGGGAGGCCCCUUUGAUCUGUGGCUUCAUGGAAGAUUUGCAAAUCCACACUGACUGAUCAUCAAUUUUUUAGUGGUAUUCUUCAAACCUGCUUGGAUAGAUUCUACUUUAUUAGAGAGCUGUUACUAUAAAUUUUGAAUUAUAUAUCCAGCUGGUUUGCUUUCUUUCAAUGGAGAUGAUGGAGUCAUGGAAGUUUUGAUCCUUGCAAGAUGUUUUCUAAUGGACUCUGUUGAGGAUUAGAGGGGAUCAUGCUCGAGCUGGCAUAUAUUCAAGUAGGUAGAAGGUUUAGAUAUGACAACGAAAGCAUUGUACAUUUGACUUGUGCUUAAUACAUAGCCAUAGAAAUUCUGUUCUCAAGGUGUAUCUUCAUAUCUUCACUUGUUCUGCUUUCUUUGGUUUUGAAAUUUUGUCGAUUUUUCUAAUUUUUAUUAUUACAUUUAAUUGUUCAGUUUCGUCAUUUGAUGUUUACUGCUAAUGCUAGGCUUCUCUUCUCAGCUAUCCUCAGUUCUUUCAUGGGAUUUAA